This is a messenger RNA of Eriocheir sinensis (Chinese mitten crab), 3363 nucleotides long. Its product is annotated as glycogen phosphorylase-like. The transcript is spliced from 7 exons. Gene Ontology annotation, cellular component: cytoplasm. Gene Ontology annotation, molecular function: glycogen phosphorylase activity; pyridoxal phosphate binding. Bases 55 to 2601 code for a protein of 848 amino acids. NCBI's taxonomy places the organism in Eukaryota, Metazoa, Arthropoda, Malacostraca, Decapoda, Varunidae. The record is from RefSeq and is a predicted model, not a curated record. Gene Ontology annotation, biological process: glycogen catabolic process.
UGGUGUUCAGUGUAGGGCUCCGCUUGGUGACAGCAGCACGCCUCCAUCUCCACCAUGACCACCCCGCAGAGCGACCUGGACAAGAGGAAGCAGAUCUCCGUGAGGGGCAUCGCGCAAGUGGAGAAUGUGGCAAACGUGAAGAAAACGUUCAACCGCCACCUCCACUACACCCUGGUGAAGGACAGGAACGUGGCCACCCCCAGGGACUACUACUUCACCCUUGCCCACACCGUCAGGGACCACCUCACCUCGCGAUGGAUCAGGACGCAGCAGCACUACUACGAGAAGGACCCCAAGCGUGUGUACUACCUCUCGCUGGAGUACUACAUGGGUCGCUCCCUCACCAACACCAUGAUCAACCUGGGCAUCCAGUCCGCCUGCGACGAGGCUCUCUACCAGCUGGGCCUGGACAUCGAGGAGCUGGAGGCCCUGGAGGAGGAUGCUGGCCUGGGCAAUGGUGGCCUGGGGCGCCUCGCUGCCUGCUUCCUCGACUCCAUGGCCACCCUGGGCAUGGCGGCGUACGGCUAUGGCAUCCGAUAUGAGUACGGCAUUUUCGCCCAGAAGAUUAAGAAUGGAGAGCAGGUUGAGGAGCCCGAUGAGUGGCUUCGCUUUGGCAACCCCUGGGAGAAGGCUCGGCCAGAGUACAUGAUCCCCGUCAACUUCUACGGCCGAGUGGAGGACACACCACAGGGCAAGAAGUGGGUGGACACACAGAUCGUGUUUGCCAUGCCCUACGACAACCCCAUCCCUGGCUACAAGAACAAUGUGGUCAACACAAUGCGUCUCUGGUCAGCCAAGUCCACCAACAGCUUUGACCUCAAGUUCUUCAAUGACGGCGACUACAUCCAGGCCGUGCUGGACCGCAACUUUGCCGAGAACAUUUCCCGCGUGCUGUACCCCAACGACAACUUCUUUGAGGGCAAGGAGCUGCGCCUCAAGCAGGAGUACUUCAUGGUGGCCGCCACACUGCAGGACAUCAUCAGGCGCUUCAAGGCAUCCAAGUUUGGCUCCAAGGAUGCCGUCCGCACCUCCUUCGACACUUUCCCGGACAAGGUCGCCAUCCAGCUGAACGACACUCACCCCUCCCUGGCCAUUCCCGAGCUCAUGCGCAUCUUCGUCGACAUCGAGGGGCUGACCUGGGCACGCGCCUGGGACAUCUGCGUCAAGGCGUGCGCGUACACCAACCACACGGUGCUGCCCGAGGCCCUGGAGCGCUGGCCCACUAGCAUGCUGGAGCACAUCCUUCCUCGCCACCUCCAGAUCAUUUACGAGAUCAACCACCACCACCUCCAGGAAGUGUCCAAGAGAUGGCCCGGGGACAUGGACCGCCUUGCCCGCAUGUCCCUGGUGGAGGAGCACGGGGAGAAGAGGAUCAACAUGGCCCACCUCUGCAUCGUCGGCUCCCAUGCCGUCAAUGGAGUGGCCGCUAUCCACUCCGAGAUUAUCAAGCGAGACAUCUUUAAGGACUUCCAUGACAUGUUCCCCGAGCGUUUCCAGAACAAGACCAACGGCAUCACUCCGCGCCGCUGGCUGCUGCUGUGCAACCCCACGCUGGCCGACGCCGUGGCGGAGAAGAUCGGCGAGGAAUGGGUGGUGCACCUUGACCAGCUGACCAAACUCAAGCCCCUGGUGAGUGACAGUGGGUUUAUCCGCACCAUCCAGGUAGCCAAGCAGGAGAACAAGAUGCGCCUGGCCAAGCAGCUGGAGCAGGAGUACGGCGUCAAGGUCAACCCUUCGUCCAUGUUUGACAUCCAGGUGAAGCGCAUCCACGAGUACAAGCGCCAGCUGCUCAACUGCCUGCACAUCAUCACCCUCUACAACCGCAUCAAGGCCAACCCUGGCGGCAGCUUUGUCCCGCGCACCGUCAUGAUCGGCGGCAAGGCGGCUCCAGGCUACCACACCGCCAAGCAGAUCAUCCGCCUCAUCUGCUCUGUGGCCCGCGUGGUCAACAACGACCCCAUCAUUGGCGACCGUCUCAAGGUGAUCUACCUGGAGAACUACCGCGUCACCCUGGCAGAGCAGAUCAUCCCCGCGGCGGAUCUGUCCCAGCAGAUCUCCACGGCCGGCACUGAGGCCUCUGGCACUGGCAACAUGAAGUUCAUGUUGAACGGCGCUCUGACCAUCGGCACACUGGACGGCGCCAACAUUGAGAUGAUGGAGGAGAUGGGCAAGGAAAACAUCUUCAUCUUCGGCAUGACCGUGGAGGAGGUGGAGCAGCUCAAGGCACGUGGCUACAAUGCCCGUGAGUACUAUGACAAGCUGCCGGAGCUGAGGCAGUGCAUCGACCAGAUCGACAGCGGCUUCUUCUCCCCAAACAACCCCGACCAGUUCAAGGACCUGGUCAACAUCGUCAUGAACCACGACCGCUUCUUCCUCUUCGCCGACUACGAGUCCUACAUCAAGUGCCAGGAUGAGGUCAACAAGCUCUACCAGAAACCAAACGAGUGGGCCAAGAAGGCGCUACUCAACAUUGCCUCCUCCGGCAAGUUCUCCAGCGACCGCACCAUCGCCGAGUAUGGCCGACAGAUCUGGGGUGUGGAGCCUUCCUGGGAGAAGCUGCCAGCACCCCAUGAGCCCAGGGACACUGAAGACGCCAAGUAGAGGGUGUGUGUGGAGGCCUGUGGGGUGAGCGGGGGCGGUGGGAAGGGUAGUCUGGGGUGGGUGGAGGGAAGGAGGGAGCUCUGCAGGACCCAGGCUUGUAGAUAGACGGCAGUGUUGGCAUUUUUGUGGAGUCUGACGUGAGUGUGGAAUUUGGGCGUUUUUAGUGAUGUUUAAAUGUGACACGUGGAAGGGAUGUUCAACUCUACACAUCUUUUAUCUGGGUAUCAUAUUGUAGAAGGCAUUACUAGGCAGUUGCUUUCGUCCCGUGGGAAGGAUUCAAUACACCUCUUAACAUGAAGCAUCCUUCACUGCUCUUUGAAUUUGUGGCUACUACUACUGUGUACUAUUUAAAGGUGUUGCUUGUAGAAAGUUCCUCAAUCGUUACUCCCGAGGCGGAGGCCCCGGCGGCUGCCUCGCUAGUCACUGAUGGGGCCGGCCGCCGCGCCCCCGCCGGCGGCUCCUCGGCGUCCUUUGUUCCUGUGCCAACGUCAGCGUGUCGCGCGGCACCGCUCCCUCGCUCGCCAGGUUGUAAUCUCGUGUAGGGAGAGGUAGAAAAUUCACAGUAAAUUCUGUUAUGUAUGUGUUUAGAGAAACUAUACUUUAUUUUCAACAAGAUCAAAAGGUAACUAAAUAUAAUCAGUGAAGAUGUCACAUUGUAAAUUUUGAUCAUUGAUCUUUGUCCACUGGAAUAAUUGUUGAAGAAAUAUAAAAAUGUUUUUAUAUUUUAUUUCUGCACUGCAGAAUAAUAAUGUUACAUAUUUA